Myxocyprinus asiaticus (Chinese sucker) is the source of this 5485-nucleotide messenger RNA. RefSeq names its product CREB3 regulatory factor-like. The transcript is spliced from 9 exons. Gene Ontology annotation, molecular function: DNA-binding transcription factor activity, RNA polymerase II-specific; RNA polymerase II transcription regulatory region sequence-specific DNA binding. Gene Ontology annotation, biological process: response to unfolded protein; regulation of transcription by RNA polymerase II. Gene Ontology annotation, cellular component: nucleus. Bases 804 to 2825 code for a protein of 673 amino acids. The record is from RefSeq and is a predicted model, not a curated record. NCBI's taxonomy places the organism in Eukaryota, Metazoa, Chordata, Actinopteri, Cypriniformes, Catostomidae.
AAGUAGUAGAAGAGAAGUGUGCUAAAGGGAAAUGUUUUUCUGUGUUUUCUUCUCACUUUCUGUCUGUGGGCUGUAUGCAAACCCUGCCAUGCACAAAGCCAAAGGGUGAUAAGACGCUUAUUUGACUUGCUCAGUGCACCAGGAGGAAAUGAUGUCAUCAAGCACAAGACAGGCAGACUUGUUUUGCUCUGUGUUGAAGCUGGCCAGCGCAAGCCUCACAUGCUCCAGCAUAUUUCUGUUAAUUUGUUAUGCAAAGUGUGUCCAGCGAUUCGGGUCUCGCCGGCUAUGGCUGUCUGUCAGUCAAGGGGAAAGGGGGCUGCCGAGGUUGUUUAAAAAUAGCCCCAGUGUUCGACGCUCUUGCAUUAUUGCCGCCCAUCAAACUGAUCCAAUUUAGAGCUCCCUUCUCUUCCUCUAUGGAUUUCAGACAACUUUUUCGACCAUGGGUGGAUCUUUUCGGGCCUUUCCGGAAAAACUCCACUAUUUCUGCGGAUGUUUGAUGAUGCAAAACAGCAUUGAUGUCUAUGAGAUGAACCUGUCUGUGAUUGCUCCAAUGGCAGCAAACAGUUGUUUUUGACAGCUGUUUCCUCAUUGUUUCAUAGUCUGUGCCAGUUUGCAGCUUAGGAGGAUAACCCAGCCAUAGUUAAAUGUGCUGCUGAAGCCUCCAUAUUGAAAACAAAAACUCUUUUUUUUUUUUAAUACUUAAAAUCCAUUAUCUGCCAGAGAUUGAUGUAAGAACCAGGGUGCUGAGACAGGAGAGGAGGCAAAAAAGAUUCCGUCAAGGAACUGAAGAUCUGUUCUUGGCAAUGCCUCAGCCCAGCAUAAGCGCAAUGGACCCUCCCUUUGGGGAUGCCUUUCAAAAUUGCUCUUUUGCUGACCAGGCACUGACCAGCACAGACAUGUUGGCCAACAGCUCUGACCCAGACUUCAUGUAUGAACUGGACAGGGAUAUGAUUUGUCGCCAGAGCCCUAGAGGAGACAUUUUCACAGUAGGGGACUGCAAAGACAUGGACAGCAUGGAUCAUCUACCGGAGCUGGCAGAUAACGACCCAGCCUAUAGCUCAAACUUUGAGCAGUGGGACACAUACUGGGAAGACUUGACCAAGUACACUCACCUCACCAGUUGUGAUAUCUGGGGCACCAAGGAAGUAGAUUUCCUGGGCCUUGAUGACUUCUCCAGCCCUUAUCAGGAUGAGGAGGUGAUAGGACGGACACCCACCCUGGCCCAACUCAACAGUGAGGACUCGCAGCCUGUUUGCGAAACUCUUUACCAUCCAGAUUUGUUGGUGGGUCAAAAGCAGCUUUUGCUUCCACCUCCUAACGUGGCCAAGAAGAGCAACAGACUCACCACCUCCACAACCAGCGCCUCAUUGAGUCGCAACCCUCUGCCGGACUUUGCGGAGGGAUCCCAGAAAGCCACCUGGCCUGUUCCCUCCAGUACUGAUACAAUGGCCAAGGCCCAGUUGCAGGGGCCUACCAAAGCCCCACCUGGGCUGAACAACAUGGAUUAUGUACGCAAAGCCAAGGUUCGGAUCAGCGUACCACGCAAACCUUUGGUGGAGAGCUCUAUCCGGAAGGUUAGUGUUUCUGCAAGCUCCCCUCUAGUCCAGGAGCAUGAGUCAACUGCUUCACUGGUCAGUGAGGACCCGGUUGCCACCACUAACACCACAUCUUCUGUCAGCCCCCUGGCUUGCGAAAAGAGAGUGGAGACCCCUAAACGAGAGGUAUCCGCUGGCCCUGAGGUAGGGUCACUGAGAGCAGUGCCACACGAAUUACAGUUUCCUGCAGCUGCCGGCAGUGAAACCUUGCUCACCGUGAGUGCCCUUGGAGCCGACACUUCUGCCGCUGACAAAAAGAAGGAGGAAGAGCACAACUAUUCGUUGUUCUUAACCAGGGCUAAGCUGGCAGCGAAAGCAACUGCUGACAUGGAAGAGGAGGAAGAGGAGGAAGAUGAAGGGGAAGAUGAGGAAGAAGAGGAGGUGGCACUGGACCUUGAUGAUGAAGACCAUGAUGAAGGGUUCAGCAGUGAACAUGAGCUCUCCGAAAAUGAUGAGGACGAGGACGAGGAGGAUGAGGACUAUGAGGGUGACAAAGAAGAUUAUGUUAGCGAUGCAUUCUCCGAGCCAGGAUGUGAUGCUGAUAUGGUUGAAGAUGUCAAAGGCCUUACUCCUGGGAUUUCCAGGAAGAGGGGUAAGCGCCGAUACUUUUGGGAGUACAGUGAGCAGCUCAUCCCAUCCAAACAAGAGCGCAUGCUCAAACCCUCCGAGUGGGACAGAGACACUCUGCCCAGCAACAUGUACCAAAACAAUGGGCUGCACCAUGGAAAAUACACAUUAAAGAAAUCGCGUCGGACGGAUGUGGAAGAUCUUACUCCAAACCCACGAAAGCUGCUCCAGAUUGGCAAUGAACUUCGGAAGCUCAAUAAAGUCAUCAGUGACCUGACACCUGUAAGUGAGCUGCCAUUAACUGCUCGUCCUCGCUCUCGAAAGGAGAAGAACAAGCUUGCAUCCAGGGCCUGCAGACUGAAGAAGAAAGCUCAGUAUGAGGCCAACAAAGUCAAGUUAUGGGGACUUGGCACUGAAUACGAUCGAUUGCUGUUUGUGAUUAAUGCAAUCAAAGAGGAAAUAGUCAGCAGAGUUCAGGAUAUCUCGCAUGAUAAAGAAACAAGCAUGACCGAGAAGCUGGACAAACUUAUUGAGGAAACCCUAGUGCAGCCACCAGUGGCUGGCCAGACUUCAGACUUCGUGAAUCAGAUCCUGGAGAACACUGGCAAAGGGGAUCCCACCGGAGGACUGGUGGGGUUGCGUGUGCCCACAUCGAAGGUGUAGAGCCAAGCUGGCAGGCACCUCGGAGCACACACAAAGCCAUCUGCGCCAUUCUUGUCCCACACUGUAACGGCCCAACUCUCUGCAUGUCCAUUUCACUUGGAGACGAAUCCUCACAUGUAAAGUGAAUACAUGCAUACGAUACCCGCUCGAUUGUGCAUACGUAUGUAUAUAUUCACCUCUUGGAAUGGAAAUGAAACUAGUAGUUAACCUUUGCACUCAGUAGUCUGUUUCCUAUCAUGUGUGCAUGUGGCUGGUAUCUCCAUCAACAGGCCGACAUGUUGCAAAUGUAAAAGCCAAUAUACCACAUACCUCCUAAAAAUGAGAUAGAAAACAAGCAAAAUGAUGAGCACCAGUUCUUGCUGUAGCCCUUUUCCUCUUGCGUCCAGCUAAAUUUGUCAAAUUCCCUUAAAAGUGGUAAUUCACCCAUCAGUUGUGUGAACUAUCCCUUUUAGGGUUGUAGAAAGCAGAGGUGAACUCUGCAAACAAACUACGGAGGUAUUCGGUCCUUUGAUUUAGAGGUCAAAAAGGUGUAAAUGCAGACUUUGAGUUGUUGAAUGCGGCAUAUAUGAUUUCACCCUAGUUCGGCCUAGUUUUUACACUUAUUAAAUUCUCAACUGAGGACAGAAGAGUCCAGGUGGAAUUCCUGUUAGGCUUUGCUUUUCCUACUAUUGUAGGAAUUUUGAGGAUCAAUCUAAAUAGACCUUUACUCACCAACCAUAACAAUAGCAAGGCAAAUACAGAAUCACACGAAUAUCAAUGUUUAACCGAGAACAGCUCGUAUUUACUGACGUUCAGUGUAUAUAAGUAGGACAAGAAUGCGUCAAGAGAGUACUAGGUGUGGAAAUAGGCCUUGGGGGCCCUUUUCCAUAGUCUUUUGAUUGUCCAAGGGUGGAGAGAGAAAGAGAGAGAGCUUUUUCUGUUUUCUUUGACUUGAGCAGAUGGUCAGUUCAAUCCCAUAUUGUAAAUAGACAGAGUUGUUAUUAUUAUCCACUGAUGAAACCAUAAGAAACCUUUUCCUUUAUAAGCUUGGUUGAAGUGCCCUCACAUCAAAUCACCCUUGAUGUUGUUUUGCAAAUUCUCAAUUGAAGGGGCUUAAAAGUUGAUUCCCAGAUUGGGUUCUGUUUAUAUUUGUACUUUAUAAAAGUAAGAUUCAUUGUGCCUUGUUAUUGUGGAGUUAAUAAAACUCAAUCGAGAGCUAAAGGACCAUUUUGCAGAAGACAAGACGUCGAGUCAUUACAGGGGAAAGUUGCACUUGUGGGUUUGUAAUGUAUUUCAGCUCUAUAAAGAUACUCUGAAUGUACAUAGGAACAUGAAAAAUAUAGAUGUAUGCCACAGAGUCUGUGCUUUGUAUCAUAAGAUGGCUCUGAAAAAUAUUUACUUUGGUUUUUCGGUACUUCAUUUAAGAUGCGACGGGGUUGGCCGUGUCGUAAUAUAAGAAAUAUUCACAUGUAAAAUACGAAGAAAAAAAGAAAGAAACAAGAUUUGCACACUAUUUUUUGAUUGUUUUGUUUUUGUACCAAAGACACAUGCAACUUUAAAAUGGCAACUAGCCAGUCUAAGUAAGGUUUUGCACAGCUUACCUGACACCGUAUUGAAUGUAGGACAAAUGGUAGGGUCAGGAAUUUUUACCCAACUGUGAAAUUUGCUUGGGUCCAAUUCUCUACAGAAAGAAGCAUUCAUUUGCAUCCUUGUAGAAUUUUGUACUGUUCUUAUGUUCUCAAAUAUCUUGCUUUGAAAAAAAUGGUACCUAGUUAGUUCCAGCAGUUCAGUUCCCCUCCCUCGAAGAAAGAAAAUUAGCUAUUAAGUUAAAGGAGAUGCUUAUAUUUUGCCCAUAUAAGACAUGAUCAGAAAAACAAAAGGUUUACCAUUCUUUAAAUAGUUCAAUUUGUAGAGGAGAAUGAAUAUACAAAAAUGAUGCGAAAUUAAGUCCUUGUCUUGUUUCUAGUUUGUACACACACUAAUUCACGCACAGAAUAUUAAGAUAUGCCACGUUUUUGAAAUAUGUUUCUCAGCAUAAAAUAUUUCUAUGCUGUAUCUUCUUACCCUUGGGUAUUCUUGAAAAUGUUAUAUUCCAUAUAUUUUUGUAGAGAUUGCCUUUAUCUUUCCAUUCUGCGUUGCCCGUACAAAUAAGAAAAUUCUGAAGUUUUUGUGGUCACUUACCCUGAAAAGAAAAAUCUUUGUUGUUUAAAGAGGCAUUGUCAGUUAAAAUUCUCAUCCAAAAAAGAUUUAAUAUGAAAAUUAAAUACAGUUAUAACCCCAAACUGCAAAGUCAAGAGUAAACAUCUGGAAGGGAUAGCUUUACCUUACCAACAUAUUUUAUGGCUGUUGCGACUUUGUUCUGAAAAAGCUCCUCCUGGUGCAAUUGUAUAGUUUGCUAAAGGCGUGUUAAAGUGACGUUAUUCUUGAUCUGGAAGUUUGUUGUUUCAAUAUCAUCUUUGAUCAAAGUAGGGAGGACAUUUUUUCCUUUAACAUCAAAAGAAUUUUGUAAAGAUAUUUUUUGGUAGCAUAGUAAAGAUUAUAUAUACCGUCCAAUGUGUUGUUUAUUCAGUUUUUUUGUUUGUUUGUAGAUAGUUUUGUUUUAGAUUUAUUCUAAAUGUUGAAUAUAUAUAUGAAUAUAAUAUAUAUAUAUAUAUAUAUGUGUGUGUGUGUGUGUGUGUGUG